ACAGCUUAGAAAAAUGGGAAGUUCACCGUGGCCCGUAAACAAAAUUUUUAGGUUGACACAACACCACUUUCUCCAUCAAACCCUUUUCAUGAUACGCAACGGAGGCCAACGUGAUGAUGGGUUCACUGACUCUUGCGCUAGCCGACGAUGAGGACAUUGCCCUUAUUAUCCAGCUUCUACAACAAGACAGUGAAGAGGCAGCCUCGGCCUCCAUUGGCAAAGGGAAGCAGCCAGAGGGCACUAUGACAGACAUGCAGAUGGCGUUCAGCCUCUUUAUGGACGAACUUCAGAGUGCGGAAACAUUCUUUGCUGACAGACGAAUGACCAAAAGCAUUCAAAGCGCCAUUCAACUCGAUGGUGAUGCCCUUCUUCGAUCACAGAAUGAAGAGAGAGCCGCCGAGCAUGACCGCAACUUAUCAAUCUCUCUCAGCAAAGGGGAGAGAGAGCCGCCAGCCCCAGAAAACGCUUUGCAGCUUUCGACUCAAGAUGAUAUUGAACUGCUCGAGAAGAUGGCAUGUAUCUAUAUCACCGGAAUCGACGACAUCGAGAGUGAUAACGAUACGAUAUCAAUUAGUCAGCCAGAAAGCUCGGCCUGGGCUGCGUCACGCCAAACCGUACGAACACGGCAGAAGCGAGACUGUGACGCCUGCGGAGAACAUAAGCACUUUGCUGAGCUGUCUAAAACUCCAUGCCAGCACGAAUAUUGCCGACAAUGCCUGACCCGGCUUUUCCGAGACGCGAUGGUCGACGAGUCACUCUUCCCUCCACGAUGUUGCAAGCAACCCAUCCCCUUAGACAAGAGUCAGCUCUUUCUCGACGCCAACGUGGUCCUCCAAUUCCGUCAAAAAGCUCUCGAGCUUGCCACGCCGAACCGAACAUAUUGCCACAAUACGAGCUGCGGCGCUUUCAUUCCGCGGGUUAAUGAUCCUGGCACAAUAGCUACAUGUCCCGAUUGUCAUAGGGAAACAUGCACUAUGUGCAAAGGAGCCUGGCACUCUGGGGAUUGCCCCAAUGACGAGCACCUUCAACAAGUUCUCCAGCUGGCCAGGGAGCAAGGCUGGCAACGGUGUCGGAACUGUUGGGGCAUUGUUGAGUUGAAUCAGGGUUGCUAUCAUAUGACGUGCCGCUGUAAAUUCGAAUUCUGCUAUGUCUGCGGUGCCCCUUGGAAGUCAUGCCAGUGCGACGACUGGAAUGAGCACCGCCUCGUCGAGCGUGCCGCUGUGAUUGAGGCUCGCGAUCGAGUCGGCAAUCGGGUUGGCGGACAGCAGGAGAUGACCGGCAUCGCUCAUGAGCGAAACGUGGCGCAACGGAUACAGAGAAUCGCACGAGACUUGCGCUACAACCACGAGUGCAAUCACCAGCGCUGGUUCGGUCGAGCAGGGCCACAAGAAUGCGAAGAAUGCCAUGAUCUAAUGCCCAUUUUCAUCUAUGAAUGCCGACAGUGCCACAUUAUGGCCUGUCGCCGCUGUAGAUACCACAGAUUGUAAACUCAAAAUUGCAAGCAAAGUGUGUUAUGAUUAGAAAAGAUUGACCUCGACAUCUUUAGUUUGAUUGGGCCACUUGAUUGAAUUAGCUCGCAUGUGUCCCGCUGCUGCCUGAUUCAGAUAGUAAGUAAGGGGGAACAAGAGUGCACGGAUUGAAUUGAUAGGUGGGCGGGCGUA
Xylaria bambusicola is the source of this 1661-nucleotide messenger RNA. RefSeq lists its product as uncharacterized. Gene Ontology annotation, molecular function: ubiquitin conjugating enzyme binding; zinc ion binding; ubiquitin protein ligase activity. Gene Ontology annotation, cellular component: cytoplasm; ubiquitin ligase complex. Bases 114 to 1487 code for a protein of 457 amino acids. The transcript is spliced from 2 exons. The record is from RefSeq and is a predicted model, not a curated record. Gene Ontology annotation, biological process: positive regulation of proteasomal ubiquitin-dependent protein catabolic process; ubiquitin-dependent protein catabolic process; protein polyubiquitination. Lineage: Eukaryota; Fungi; Ascomycota; Sordariomycetes; Xylariales; Xylariaceae.